CGGUCCAGUGAGUCUCGUGCUGGCCGCGGCAGCGCACGCUCGGCUUUGGCGCUGCUGGCCUCAGCGAGCCAGCGGCUGGCUGCAGCGUCUCGCGGAAACGGGCCUGUGCGCGCCUGCGCGCUCUUCCGUCAUCUGUCCGUUGCUAGUAGAUCCGAGUGAGCAUCUCGACAACUCCGCGCCAGUGUGUUAGCUAGCUUUCUUAAGUGCCGCUUCGACGCGCACUUUUCGUUUUCGCUCUGCUUUCUCCCCGCUGCUAGAGAGCGAAGAAAUUUACUGCUUGUUCCUCCCUGCGACCGCGACUGGAAGAACCGACGGUGAGAAAGCGCCGCUGCGUUGGCUGGAGCCGCGCUGCGACUUUAGGCUCCCGUUUCGAACUGUGGUGACUGUCGAGUAGUAGCGGCAAGAAGCGGCCGAACUUUUGACUGCUAGUUGGGCCUGAGUCAAAAGCGUUUUUUCUCUCUGUCGUCGUUGCAACCAUCGUCAGCUGCUUUUUUCUGCGACAAUUUCGAAGCUCGCUCACCGCUGCGAACAUGGGAAAGAGGAACAGCAAGCUGAAGGCGGAACGCCUUUUCAAGCUGGUCAACGAGACAUACUUUUCCGAGAAAGAAGUCAAACAGUGGUACAAGGGAUUUCUUAAGGAUUGUCCAAAUGGCCAACUCACAGAACAGGGUUUUCUGAGGAUAUACAAGCAAUUCUUUCCUCAAGGUGAUCCCUCGAAGUUUGCAUCGCUGGUUUUUCGGGUUUUCGACGAGAACAAGGACGGCUCAAUCGAGUUCGAGGAGUUUAUUCGUGCACUUUCGGUGACUUCACGAGGCAGUCUCGACGAGAAGCUAGUCUGGGCCUUCAAACUAUACGACGUCGACAACGAUGGAUUCAUCACAAGAGACGAGAUGUACAACAUCGUAGAUGCCAUCUAUCAGAUGCUGGGAAACCAGACGAAAGAAGCCGAACAAGAGGAAUCCCCCCAGGAAAGAGUUGACAAGAUAUUCGACCAACUAGACAAAAACCACGACAACCGGCUGACGCUGGAGGAGUUUCGCGAGGGCUCCAAGCAGGAUCCGAAGAUUGUGCAAGCGCUAUCUCUUUACGCUCCUUGACACAACCUCACAGCCAGUCAGUCCAUGCUGGUCCAGCCUCCCACGUUCGAGCUCAACUACUCCCACAUCCCGCCCAUCUACUGAACACCUUUCAUUUAUGAAGUCCGUGCUCUCGCUCUCGCUCUCUUUUUAAGCUUCUGUCGUGUUCUGUGUCUCCUUCUCGAUUCUGCACUUGUAUUCUCUCUCUCUCUCUCUCUCUCUCUCUCUCUCUCUCUCUAUAUAUAUAUAUAUAUAUAUAUAUAUAUAUAUAUAUAUAUAUAUAAUAUGUUUUGCAUGCGUUAAAACUUUCAAAAGUAAGUGAUACAGCGUGCUGGAAGGACAUAUAGUGUUAGUUGGUUUCGCUGCUGCGCCAGCAGGGUCUUUGAGUUCUGCAGCAGAAAACUUAAACACGGUGCUAGUCACCAUUAAGUCUGUCUGUGUUUUCUAAUCUGUUUUUUUUUUUUUUACCUUUCAACACAAAUAUCAUCGAACUCGCAAGGCGAGGAAGAUAUGGCUGUCACGGUCAGCACUCGGAAUAACUAUUUAUUCUGCCUUAUUUCUCAUAUUCAGUGUGUGACAACUUGCGUAUAAAAAUAGGCACAAAAUGAGAUAGAGCUGAGCCGUGGCGUGCGCAACGAUCCUAAUUGCAUGCCGGUUUUGCUGCACGAGUGUCUUUCAAGUAUUCUGAGGAGUGCGAGUAAGUAAUACCAGUGUUCGUGCCACGUUUUCGUGAUUCGUCUUUCAUCAAUUGCGAUAGCUAAACCUGAUUCACCCGAUCUUGUACUGGUAGGCACUGUCUCAGUACGCUGAUGCGUUCUUGUAGAAUCGAUGAUUCAUGAAGACUUGUGUGGCCUAUGAGUAGCGAUUGAGAUCAUCAAAAGCAAACAAGUAAACAAGAAAGGCCCUUUAAUUUCUGGUCUACCUGAGUUGUCAUCUCUUGUUUCCAUAAAAAAAAAAGCGGGAAACAAUAUGGAUGCUGGCCGUCUGAUCCUUCCGGCACGCUGUAUCCAGAAACUCUUCUUGCGCGCAUUUUGACGUUCAGUUUUUCUGCCCCGUGACACCAUUGAAUCUGCUUUCGAUGGCUUCCACCACGUAGUUUGCUGUGUAGAGAGUCACUCACCAAUUCUCAUACGCCUCGCAAACGGGCGCUCUCUUUCAGGGUAAAUGCAUUAUGGAGCGGUUCACCUUGUCAAGCUGAAGCUAUGUUUUUGAAACCAUAGGCUAUACCUUGCGGCGCACUGAGACACUGCAGGUGUCCUGCGGUUUUUAAGCGAAGAAAACUAGGGGGAAUCUAUGCAUUUUUUUCAUGAUUCUCGGAGCAGCUUCACUUCCUCUCUCUCGCUCUACAAGACGUGCCAACCAGCUCCGUAGACGAUUUUGCUAAUCCAUCGUUACCAUGACUGUCACUCCGGUAGCGCCUGUGUCCCUCCGGAAAUCACACGUGGCACGCACCUAAGGUGCGACCGCUCCCGUUUUUUCCACACCACUGUAUUUAACUCGCAGGCGUCGACUCGCGGCACGCUGCUCCCAUUCCAUAGCUGACAAUCAUGCGACGCCAAAAAAAAAAAAAAACUCUCAGGCCCCCUGAGACGAUCCCCGUAACAACUACCGACGGUAACAUUUGUACCUAGACUAGCGGAGACAGAAAUGAUCUUACCUUUCGUCGCAUCGGGCGCUCUUUCAUGGUGAACGCUGAACGGCACAAAUCGCUGACGUCAUUACCCUGUGCGCCUCUCCCAGUUCCUAUAAUUCCUAUAAUGGUAUGCAUAAAUAACUUCAGUGUUGCACUUAGAACCUUCCAGUAUUUCUCGAAAAUUAUGUCUCCGUGUGUUUCUUUCUCUUCUUUUUUCUUUUGUGCUGUUGCGAUCUUUCACGCAUGUUUUCUUUGUGCCAUCACCAUCAUCACAUAUUCCGCGUAGCGCGAACUCUCUUUUCACGGGGCUAGGACCGGCGUUUUCGACAACAGUGGACCAAUGACAGACAAACAAACAAAACACCUGUUUUUUCUGCGCCGCUCGAAGCGGGCACAUACCUUAAUGACUGACUGGCUGUUGAAGUGACAGUGUAAAGCUGCUAGCCGGAGAGAUGAUGAUCUAUAAACACUCUGACCAGACCCAACCGCGCGGCUGGAUCGCGCGCACACACACGUGCGUUGUGGGCGGGGGGAAGCGGGUCGUGUUUCUGCGUAGCCACGAGGCGACGCAUUAAAAAAAAAAAAAAAAAGCCAAUCAAACACCCACCAGACUUCUGUACUCUCCGUCUCCCCUCCCUCGUGUUGCACGAGACACCUUCGUUUCGUUGUCGUUGCUCUCCACGGAGAGACUGAUGAGAGCUGUACAUAGAACGCGCGCGCGCACACACACACACAAACUGUACCACGUACCGCACACAUGCCGCACUCGCGGCGAAACCAACUCCCGUCGGCAGAUUGACCUGCACCGAGAGGUUGCGUGUAUUAACUGCGGCUGCUCCGCACGCUCACACGGGCCGCCGAGCCUCAGCGUGACCCAGGAGAUUACACCCGACAACAAUUUCUGCCUGUCGACUUUGUAUACAUCCUUGCGCAGCGUCGUCGUCCUUUCUGUGGGGGUCACGUGGUGGCGACUGUUUUUUUUUUUUUAUUGAUGAUCUUAUGCCACCCUGUACUUGUCCGAGGAGUGUUGUUGCGGUCGUUGCCAACGUUGCGCAGCUGUACGCUGUUGCGGUUUGGCGAAUUGUGCGUCCCCGCGAUGGCGUUUUUUUUUUUUUUCUUUCAAUGGCACACCCGCGUGCAUUUUGACCACCUGUUGUACAGAUGACUCGAUAUACCGCCGCCGUUACGAUCACGCGCGCACUCACUUUUGACCUGUUCAAGAAGAGAAAAAAAUCCUCAUCUUGAGACUUAGAAGUCCAUUUGUCCUUUCGUUUUCUUUUUAUUGUUCUCUUUUUCUGACGUCGAGUGCACAGCCUGAAUACGUUUGUUGAGGGCACAAGGGGAAAAAAAGAAGAGGCGCAUAUUCGUGAACAGUCUGGUUUUCUAGGCGUUCCACGUUACUGGAUUUGGUUACGUGUGCAAUCCAGAGCUUGACGCGAUAAACAAUGAAUUCUUUGUCUAGUUUGGGCGAAUCUAAAUUAAAUGUUCCAAUCACAGCUGUAAGUUCAGCGCUCUGCUUGAAAAUUAUGGGGCAUUAGAGCAUAAGCUACCGGGAAUACUCCUAAUGCUUGAGGCUGCUUGAAGCCAUGCAGGAAACUGAGCAUAGAAGAGGCCUGUUACGCAGGUACACGGGGCGCAGGGACACCGCUGAUUGUGAUCACUCGUAUGAUCGCGAUUCCCAUUAGGAGACGGCAGUUGUAGUUUCCACUCCAUGUGGAACUUUAUUUGGAGGCAAAGCUUAGUUUUCGGCUAUCGCAGCUCACGGAAAGCACCACAUUGCUUUGGUUCUAACACUCGUCCUACGAUAUAUCUUGCCUUUACCCAUAGUCAGUUACGUUACAGCUACUAGUCUUGGAGAAACACGUGCUCCACCUAUCGGGAGCAGACACAUUCGGGGUCGACUUAGCUGCGCCGUUUGAUAGACAUUCACAGGCGAAUAGCGCGCGGUAGAUGCAGUACGUAUCCGUUUUGUGAAAAUCAGUUAAGCCCGAUGUUGUCGGCCCUAAGUUCGACGCUCCUACUCCGCUUUUGAAGAAAUCGCCUUGCUUUCGAAAAAGAGAGAAAUGAAUGGAAACCAACAGCAAACAAACAAAAAAUUACUGACUCGCAAUUCAUUUCGGCCUUCUCAGGCGAAAGAAGUUGUCUGCGGACAACCUAGUUUUUAGUCGUUCCCGCCGAGUGGGGAAGUGAGGAAAAGAGGCUCGAUUUUGGGCGCCUUAGGGACCACUCUGGGAGCACAGAGAUAGAGCAUAAAGCACAGAGCACAUACAAACGAGACAGUCUAAGCCUCAUACAUUGUUUUACUCUGUCUGUUAACCUUUCCUCUUUGUUCAUCCCACUGUGAGUUGGUGUUUUCUUGGUCACCACUAGAUAAAACUACGUAUUUGUCAUUUGUAGCGUUGUCGUAUACGUUUUGCUUGCGUUGUCAAAAAGCAAAAUCAUCGCCGUUCCGCAGCAAGUCUCAGCGCCUUUGCCAGACGAACUUAUUCAGGCUUGCCAAAGACUCGUCCUAUUCGGACCCAUCGCUUCGCGUCCACCCCUUUUACUGGCAUGUCGUCCAACCUCCCUGCCCCACAGCUCAACCACAGUUUCCCGGCACAUUCUGCAUGGCAUGCAUUUUUGUCGUACUUUCGGAAAUCGAUUCCCGAGUGCGAAAAGGGUCUUCACGCAAGCAGUACCGUUGUAGAGCUGCUCUUGUUCCUUUCUUUUUCUUUUGCCUUGUUCCCUGCUUAGCCUUCACCAAGGUUGAAUUCGUUCCCCUGUCAUCUCGGAACCUCGCUGCUGACUGCUUUGUUUCAGCGAGAAACCACGCUGAAGAGCCGAAAUGGUACUGAUUACUAUUUUGUGAUCGACUGUUGGUGACGCGUGGAACGUUUCGUUCGCGCCUUCACGAUGUCGACGCUCGGCGAGACUAACGAUUCCCGAAAAGCAGACCCUUAUCAAAUCGCUUCCGCGUCGCCGCGCUCCACUUCGAUAUGCGAUGUACUGCGGAUAACAGACUUGCAGCGGACGCCGCCUUAAUGAGACGUUGUCGCGCUUGCGACUCAUAUCGUUCGUGUUUUCGCGGCUUCGGUAGUUGACUGAAGAUUCCCUUUGCGCGCGCUUUCAACGUCGCCGCAGAUUUCGUUUAGUUCGUAUCGAAAUGCCGUCGGUAAGCAGCCCUUCUGUGUACCACAUCACUAUAGUUACACCUGUUCGCUUUUCUGCGUGUCUUUUUAGGGUGCUCGCAGCGCAUGCUGGAAUGACUGCGCAAAGAAAAAAAAAGCAACCACAAGAAACAGGGUUUCUGUGUUGCUUUGUCAGUUUCUCGUGCUGCGAGAAUGGUGCUAAAGAUGACGAGGAAUAUAUAUCCUUAGGCGCGUCUAUAGAACUUCCUUCUGCUUCCAGUGUUCAGUCAGGCGAAUGUCGAUGUACAACCGUCAAUAUCAGGCGUGAAAUAGGUAUCAUUGCGUUCUCGUAAAGUGCUUAAUUACAGCGUGUAGGAUAAAGGCAAAAAUAGUGCAUUAAUUGUAUUAUUUCCAUAGUUAACGCAAUGUCUUUCUUUAUCAUGUUUAAAGAUAUUUACCAUUGUUUGCUCGACUAUUUGAUUAGUAUCGCAGAGGUCAUUCGAAUCGACUUUCCAGCACUCGCAAGUAAAUGUAGCUGUCCUUCAGUGGCGAAUUCUCGCGGACGCAGGGGUUGAGCAGGCAUAUGAAGUGAAAACACACUGGUAAUACAAUUCGUCGGCAGUAGAUCACUGUGCGUUUCAGAAAGUACUCAAUGGCUACAGCCAUUGUACGUCCGCUCGUUGCUAAGUCCUUGUGAUUCGGCAGCUUUUGCACUUAGUUUUGACAUGCUGAACGCCGCCGUCUCCCUCUACGAACGUCUGCUGUAGUAGCCGUGUUCUUGGGCACGAGGAAUGAAAAUGAGUGAACGCCAAACGCACGCUUUCCGAUUGCAACACGUGCGGUUGCACAAGCUGUCUGUGUUUUCGAAGCCGCCUUGAACGUGGUUUGAACAGGUGGAUAACGAGCUGCGACGCUGAGUGUUUCGCUUAUAUUUUUCCUUGGCUUGACAGACGAACGAACUGCCGGGUACGACAACGGCGAGAAACGAUCGAUGCUAGCAGCUUAGAAUGGCGGUGGUAGUAGAGCAUUUCAUUCAGUGCAUCCUGUAACAUCGUUAGCUGACCGCCGGUAUACGUUAGGGCUGCUUCACUCCGUGUUGUUUGUUGAGAAGCCGUGGUAUCAAAGAUAAGUUAUAAUCUGGCAUCUAAUGUAACUUAACAGUUUUCUACCGUAUUUAGGUUUCUGCUUAAAUAUAUGUUCAGCAAAAAAUGGUAUUAAACCUAAGGCACUUCUAUGUUUUUAGCGUAGCGUAGAGCUAGUCUAUGGUUGGUGGUGUUCAUGACCGUUGCUGUCGGUUCAUCGUUUUAGAACGCAGGAAAUGUCACUAGAAGUGAGUGACGUUAGCAUACCACAUCAAACAUCCACGCGUGAUGAUGCAUCGAACGAAGAUAAGAGAAACUCCGAAAGGCCCUGCACACGACCCGUGCGUCAUCCGCAAUUGGUAACACAGCUGAUGUCCAUUUAUUUCUCCGUGGAGCAUAAUGAAAUUAAUAGUGUGCGCGAGAAACCUAGUUCAUCUAGUAUUCGGCCUUUUUGAGUAAUAACGCGGCCAGCUUGAAAAGUGAAUUCGGCGAGGACACCCCUGUUUUUGUUGCGUAAUGUAAACAAAAUUAUGCGCGUAUGCAAAACUUAAAACAACAACAACAAAACACACGCACACACACACACGCAUCGCAAACGCUAGUAAAGGACAGCGCUGGUUUUAGCGCAACGACAUACAAGGCGCGGCAAAGUGGUCUGUGAAGUGCUCUACCGAAUUAAACCAUUUAUCAGUAGCGUGGACUGGCACUAAGUAAAGUGACAUUGAGUGCAUUUCUGCACCAUUCCUAAUUGGCCACACCAACAUGACGCAAUAUUUAAGAAGACUUAUGUAGUGCAUUAGCCACCAGAUACUUGUUUUCUUUGGCCUCUGUUCUUUGUUUGUGGUACACUUGUGCGCAUUUUGUCCUCGCUACGCCUUUACUUAUGCAAUAGAGCAGCGCUGGCACAAUAAGAAUGUGUCCUGUGAAAGUUACCCACGUCUUUAUUCUAGUCACUUUAUUUAUUUAUUUAUUUUAUUUAUUUAUUUAUUUAUUUAUUUAUUUAUUUAUUUAUUUAUUUAUUUAUUUAAUGUUGUGCUGCUUAAGAAUAAUUAAAAGGCUGUAAAAGAUAACCUAGAGAGCCAGCCCUCGGCAAUACGUACUGUAGCAUUAUCCCCAGCAUGCGAUUCCAUGGGUUUCUGAUUGGUUCCUUUACAGCUAGUAAGAGCCAUUGACUGUGGAUGUAGCGAGCGAACACUUAAUUAUGAGAAAUCGUUGCCCUUCUUGGUAUCAAAGAUGGUAAUUUACACGAGGUCUUUAGGAAUAGCAAAACCUGCAUUAGCGUAGUACGCCAUUGGCACAGCGCACAAAAGACCCUUCCAAAGGGAAUGCAGAAACCAUUCGGAAUUUUAGUUGUGCACUUGCGCGGUGUCGCCGACGACGUUAUCUUUUUCUUCUUAAUAUAGCCUUUGGGCGAUCCGAACGCGAUUCCCAAAUCUCUCCCUAGAGCUCUUGACGGUGCCAGUUCUCUCCGUCGUUGGUGGCGCUUCACUUGAGAUAGAGACAGAAACUUUAUUUCGACGAGUCCGAGUGAUCUUAGCGCUCACGCUCUCAGCGAGCGGCGAUGCUCACGCCUUUUUAUGCGGUUGAUGUGUGCGAUCGAGGAGUGGCCAUAGCUCCGUCCCUUCAUCUUGCUGGGUCCCCCCCCCCCCCCCCCCCCCCCCCCUGUGGUGAUGCAGGCCGGAACUUGAAGUUGUGUCUAAAUAAAAAACGCCAUCCUUCGCUCACAACUUGCGCAUCUACACCCUCCUCCAAGCAAAAGUUUCGAGAAUCGCAUCGUCGCGGCAGUCUUGCAAGAAGCGAUUCUUGUUCGUCGUUUACGGCACUGCGUCCCACAUUUUUUGUUUUCUCUUGGCUCUCCGGGCUGCGUAGCAAGAUUUAAUAACCAUUCCGACUAAAGCGAAAUUCUGAACAUAGUAUGCAAGUUAGGAGUGAUGGCUGAGUGAUGCAGGUAUAAGCAUGAAUGUUCUUUGAAGGCGGAGUGGACUUGCGUCUCGAAUGAAGGUUUGAGUAGUCUUCAGUUUCUGUGUCUUUUCGUCUCUUGAAUUUUUCCUUAUCGCUCGCUAACGAGGUUGUCAGCUUUUUUGGCGUAAGUGUGCACUCAUAGUCGUAGGUGAUUCUUACUUUUUUGCACACAUCUGUUUCCUGUACUCGUUUUUUUUUUUUCUCAUCUUUUUAAAGGAUGCACGAAUAAGAAAUAUUUUCGGAAAGUACGAAGCGUUUUAGUACUGGGGCGUACUUUUUUAAUGAUCUAUUAAAAAAAAUGUUGUUGCGCUCGCUGGCAUCUUCCUUUCUUUUUCUUUUUUUUUCUUUCUUUAAGCCUACGGCGCCCACUUAAUGUUGUCUCGUAGUUUCUCUGCGUGCUCGCUUAACCAGCAGCGUUCGCGCACGUUAUUAUUACUUUCGGCUGGCAAGUCUUGUGGCAGCGUAUUCUUCACGAUGCAACGCGUUAAGUUCUCUUUCGUACCUCGGCAGGCCACGUUCCAUUCCCUGUCGCAGAAUUGAAACGCUUUCCUGUCGGGGCUGUGCAAAUGUUUGUUUCCAUGUGCGGAUUUCUUGUUUUAUUUUUGGGAACUUGUCACUAAAGUUUCAGAGUCUAAUUUGCAUCGAGCUCCGGUUUAAUGAUUUCUCUCUCUCUCUCUUAGCCGUUCUCAUUCACCUCCUCGUGGUUCCGCAGGUCUAGCCCUCCUCUCCGGCUAGCCGGUGAGCUGUGUAUUUCUGGCGCUACACUUGGUGAGCGUCUCCUAAUGAUCGCGCCGGUAUAAUUAACGCGCCGUCGGUUCUGUCCUACUCGGGCAAUUGGCGGGUCGCUCGAGCGCGCUUUAUAGUACCAACUGUAUAGCAUAUGGCCUACCGGCCAUCCCGGCCACACCGUCUCCCGCAAACGACUUCUGCGUGCCUGGCUCAUUCCCACCACCACUACCGUUACGCUCGUAGCCUCAAGAUUUUGCGCUGUCACCUCAGUAUAAUGAACAUGUCACUUCCAUCACCGAGUCAGAAUAAAUUAAAAAAAAAGACCUUCUGCCCCCAACGAGGGGUGCGGUGCAUUCAUUGUUGGGCUCGGUUUAUCGAAAUGUCCGGAAAAUUCCCGUGGUCUGCGGGGCUUUUUCUCCCCUCGAUAGGUUUCAAAAGAUGACCAUUGUGAGCAAAUGAGGCCUGUCCGUCUCUCUCUCUCUCUCUCUCCGUUAUUUAUUUAUUCCUCUCGUUGCUUCUUUCUUUUAACUACGCUCUCACAGAGGCACCACUGGUACGGGAAGAAUGGCGCCGCCAUCAGUAAGGAGUACUCUUUUUUUGUGAUCGUCGGGUUUCGAAAGAAGCGAGCCGAAUAACGUUGGUGCAGAGUGCCGCUCGCACCUACACUGUGCUCGUGGUUUGCGUGCUUGUAAGCUUGUCUCGUUUUUUUUUAUUUUUUAUCUUCUUCUUAUUCGAACAACCCUCGACGCAGUGUGGGUUUUACAUUUAAAUGGUCUACGCGGCCCUGCCUUUCGGCAAAGAGGGAUGACACCGCUGUGGCUGCUUGAACUGUCAAAUGCACCAAGGCUGCACAAAAGAGCCGUAAGGUCGUCUUUGUCUCAUACUUCCUUCGUUUAAUUUGGCCACUUCGCGGUAGUUGGAAGAAAUGAAUUUGAGAAGUCAUUUCGCAGCUUGGGCAGAGCUCCGUAUGAGAUUUUCCUUUUUUCUUUAAUGCAUUUUUUCCUUGUAUUUUAGUGAAACAGACGCGUUAAUGCUGCUACGCGCAUGUGACUGACAGUGUCUGAAAGCAGUUAGAAUACUGUGGUGUUUGUGCAUUAUCUUGCGAGCAAAAGUGAACCGAGAUUGGGCGGAUUUUGAUGUCAGGUGAUGCAUGAUAAAGCGCCUUAGCCUGCGCCUCGCGUUUUCGAUUUCACUUGGGUAUAAAAAAAACCAAAAAGUAAUAAUCUGAAUCUUCCUGUGUUGAAUAUAUUUACCCUAUAAGCGUGAACGAUGCUUAAAUCUCAAACUGCAGGGUUACUUCUAAUCGUGACUCCACGGGACUGUGUUAGGUACGCGCUAAAAUGUAUUGACAAAUACAUUUGCCGUGCUGUUAUUCUGCUGGUACCUCAGGUUUGUUACGUAACCUUGGGGAUUUGUGACACGUGAAAUCCACCGUGCACUGCUACUUGUGUGAAAUUUAUACUCGGGACGUGUAUGUACGCACACCUGUUGAAUUUGCAAUGUGCGGAAAAUUCAUUCGCUUAUGCUAUGAUUAUUUUGUCACACAUUUGUUGAAAUGGUCAAUUCUGAGAUAUUGCAUUUGCGAUUGAGUUCUUUGUUUCAGCGGGCUUCCGCACCUUUUAUCCUGUACAUAUGUUAAUAUACGUAACACUGCUUUAGUGCGAUUUCGUUAGCUUCAGUGUAGGACAAAAGUGCAUCGUAUUGCCUACGUGUAGCUGGAUUGAGUCGAAACGAAAAUGUUUCCUAGCGAGUACUUUACAUCAUUGUAAAUGUUGAAACUGGGUACAGGUUGUUUGUUGAAACGCGCUGACAGUAAAUAAACACUGACGUAUGCUGCAGCAGAGCGCAUAACCAAUUCCAGCAGACGCUGUCAUUGUGAUAUCGUUGCAUCUAGGCACAUCUAAUGACGUAGUUCUUGCUAAAACCUUUGUUUAGCCCUGUCGCUGCACGUUUGUGAUGAACUUUAAGGCACGUGUGAUUGUCCUGAAAUGGUGUGUUUUGAAGAUUGCGCGAGUGUGAAAUGAUUUUCGUUAUGAUGACGCCCGCAUGAAAUUGUGGAUGUCCUGUUCGAGGAUUGGUUUUUGAUACCAAAAAAAGUGCUAAUUUGAAGAAAAAAAUUCAAAUGUACUUUUUUUGUUUCCGUAUUACCAUUUGCGAGGAACAUGUUUGCUAAUCUUUAGGCCCUUUACUAUUCAUUUUCUGACUGAAACACAGGCAAUACGAACAGACCAAACAGGAGCGGAAAUGAAAUGUGGGGCGACUUUAACUGCACUGUACUUCUUGGUGUAGCAGUUCCACUUUGUUUUGUGAAACAAGAAGAAACAAAAAAAGAUACCUUUGUGCACGGGAGUCGCUUCAUGUUUGUUUGUCCCGGUUGAAGCACACAUAUAUAUUCACCUACGCAGUCGUAUUUGUGACCAGACCCAUGCUUACAGGAAAGUGCGCUGCUAAGCAGAUCCUUGGCCCUCAGAUUUUCAGCCUAUGUACAUUGCUCUUUUGAACCGCAUGAAAUACAGGAAUACUUUUCCACGGCAAA
This is a messenger RNA of Dermacentor andersoni, 12125 nucleotides long. Its product is annotated as frequenin-2-like. The record is from RefSeq and is a predicted model, not a curated record. Gene Ontology annotation, molecular function: calcium sensitive guanylate cyclase activator activity; calcium ion binding. NCBI's taxonomy places the organism in Eukaryota, Metazoa, Arthropoda, Arachnida, Ixodida, Ixodidae.